GUCUUUUUUUUUAUUGUAUCUUAUUUUAUUUUUUACUUUAAAUAAAAUGAAUUCAAAUCAAUUAGACAUACCACAGUUUGUUGUUAUUCAUGACCAAAUAGAUAACACAUAUAAAUAUCCUGUUAUUCAUUAUGUAUUUGAAGAUGAAGACUUUCCUAAUGUACCCAAAGAUAAAUUAAUCCUUGUUGAUCUUGAUUCUUCUGCAUCACAACUUGAAAACAUUGACAGUUAUAGCCCUUAUUUUCAAGUGACCGAUUGUAUAUUAGAACAAAGCGAAAUGGCUGACCCAUUUGAAGAAGAAGCUUCUUUAAUCAAUUUAACAAUUGAAGGCACAUCUGCACCGAAACUGUAAGUUUCUUUUUUUUUAAAAAAAAUAGACCUAUAUUUAUUCUAUAAUUUAGUACAGACAUUGUGGAUGAGAUUCAGAACCAUGAACAAUUAAAGGAAAUGAUUAAUAAGUUCAGGAAAAGGUAAAACUAAAACUAGUUGUAUUCAGUGAUAGAAAAAGAAAAUUAAUUAUGAAAAACUAGGAAUAAAAUAAUAAAAAAGAUAUUAAAACAACAACAGCCUGAGGGGCAAAAGGAGGGUCGGCCCAACAAGUGAGAAGAAUUGCAUAAAGCGUUUAUUCGAAAAAAAAAAGUUAACUUCCUUAUUUGGAAUUUAAGGACUGCUUUGUGGCUGUUUUCUUUAUUGAACUUUCAAAAAAAAAAAAAAAAAA
Cokeromyces recurvatus is the source of this 718-nucleotide messenger RNA. RefSeq lists its product as uncharacterized. The transcript has a single exon. NCBI's taxonomy places the organism in Eukaryota, Fungi, Mucoromycota, Mucoromycetes, Mucorales, Mucoraceae. The record is from RefSeq and is a predicted model, not a curated record. Bases 47 to 352 code for a protein of 101 amino acids.